AUGCAAGCGACGACAGAUCGACCUAUGAUCAAUAUUUCUAAAGUGAGCGAGUGGCUCACUCAGAAUGCCAACGAGCAGUUGUAUCCACGGCUCUUUCUGAUGUCCCCGAAUGGCACCCUGCUAGCCUACUCAAAGCCUGUGGAUAUCAAAGAGCUUCGCGACCAAGCAGCUCUCAUCUCUAUCGCGUGGAAAGAUAAUUGCAACGGCCGACAGAAGUUUCCUGCACGAUCGGACUCAAUACAGGACUCCACGUUGAAACCUGCGUUGAAGACACUCACCAUUGAGACUGAGGAUUGCAACAUCAUAAUUCGUCUUCUUCAACCGGAAUUGCUUCUUGUUCUAGUGGGCAAGCUACCACCGAGGAAGAGGCAAACUUUCAGGAUCACCCCCGAAGGACCUGGCGACCCAAGGCAUCCCGACACUGAAACCCCUCUUCCGCGGCCCGAUCCAAUCGUGAAACUCGACCAAGGCGACGCGGCAGCCAAACUCUCUGGAGCUCCCCUUGGGGAUGGAAGCACCACUAAGGCGAAACCGCCUUCAAUCCUAAGCAACAUGAGCCAGCGCGAGAAAGACAUCAAGGUUGGCACUCUACACGUUCAACGGAAGAGGCUUGACGCCCUGGUGGACUAUAUUCUGAAGGAUUUUGAAGAUACGGGAUUCGUAAUGCCAGCAGACUCGGAUCUCCAGUAG
Molecule: messenger RNA, 690 nt
Organism: Cucurbitaria berberidis CBS 394.84
Lineage: Eukaryota; Fungi; Ascomycota; Dothideomycetes; Pleosporales; Cucurbitariaceae
Exons: 2
Coding region: 1-690 (229 amino acids)
Source: RefSeq, a predicted model, not a curated record